Molecule: messenger RNA, 1332 nt
Organism: Triticum turgidum subsp. durum (durum wheat)
Lineage: Eukaryota; Viridiplantae; Streptophyta; Magnoliopsida; Poales; Poaceae
Source: the annotation of a GenBank genome assembly
AUGGGUAUGCACUACAUCUCCAUCUUCUUCCUCUUGUUCUUGAGUUCUUUAUGCAAAUCGGAUGACCAGCUAACACAAGCAAAGCCACUCACCCACGAUGACAAGCUCGUCUCCAAGAGCGGUGACUUCGCUCUUGGCUUCUUCUCCCCGACCACCUCCAACAAGAGCUUUUACCUUGGCAUAUGGUACCAGAGCCUUCCCGGACCACACACCGUCGUGUGGGUUGCCAACCGAGACAACCCAAUUGUCGCCCCUUUGUCCGCGAAGCUCAUCGUCACCAACAAUUCUCAAAUGGUAUUGUUUGACUCCAGAGGCCACAAUAUUUGGAUGACACCAAGCAAUAUCACUGCUGGAGCGCCAGGAGCUUACGCAGAGCUAAGCAACUCUGGGAACUUUGUUCUCCGGUUGCCAAGUAACACUGACAUAUGGCAGAGUUUUGAUCACCCAACCGACAUAAUCCUUGCAGGCAUGAGGUUUUUGGUGAGCCACAAGGCACAGGUCAUCACGCGGCUUGUUGCUUGGAAGGGCUCGGAUGAUCCAUCUUCUGGGGACUUGUCAAUCAGCGGCGACCCUAGCGCCCCAGACCUUCAGCUUGUCACUUGGAACAAAACUAGGUCAUACUGCCGCACUGUGUGGAACGGUGUGUCAGUGUCCGGUGGCACAUAUCUAUCAAACACCAGCUCCAUCCUUUAUCAGACUGUUGUCAACUCUGGAGACGAGUUCUACUUCACGUACGCUGACAACUCGGUGUACACACGCGUCAUGCUUGAUCAUACUGGCAAGUACAAGUCUCUAGCAUGGAACAAUCACUCGUCAUCAUGGGCACUCAUCAGGGAAUACCCCACUGCUGCAUGCGAGCUCUAUGCCUCGUGUGGCCCAUUCAGUUACUGUGACUUGACUCAAAUGGUCCCAACUUGCCAAUCUCUUGAGGGGUUUGAGACUGUCGAUGAUGCAAACUUUUCUAAUGGAUGUCGGAGAAAGCAAGCGUUGAAAUGUGGUAAUCAAAGUCAUUUUGUGGCCUUGCCUGGGAUGAAAGUUCCUGACAAGGUCUUGCAUAUACACAAUAGAAGCUUGGAUGAGUGCGAGGCUGAGUGCAGGCGCAACUGCUCAUGUGUAGCUUACGCUUAUGCUAACUUAAGCGGGGCGAUAGGUAUGGCUGACCCGUCAAGGUGCUUGGUAUGGUCAGGGGAGCUUGUUGACAUUUGGAAGGCAAUCAAUGGCGGUGAGAGCCUGUACUUAUGGCUUGCUGAUUCUCCUGGUAUUGUUCCACCCCCUCCUUUCUUCCCAAGCACAUUGCAAAAGAAGGAAAAGCAGAAGAAACUGUCACGAUGA